Messenger RNA from Myotis brandtii (Brandt's bat), 1149 nucleotides. RefSeq names its product ectodysplasin-A. Gene Ontology annotation, biological process: immune response; animal organ development. The record is from RefSeq and is a predicted model, not a curated record. Gene Ontology annotation, molecular function: death receptor binding; death receptor agonist activity; tumor necrosis factor receptor binding. Bases 1 to 780 code for a protein of 259 amino acids. The transcript is spliced from 7 exons. Lineage: Eukaryota; Metazoa; Chordata; Mammalia; Chiroptera; Vespertilionidae. Gene Ontology annotation, cellular component: membrane.
AUGGCCCUGCUGAAUUUUUUCUUCCCUGAAGAAAAGUCAUACACUGAAGCAGAAAGUAGGCGUGUCCGUCGAAAUAAAAGAAGCAAAAGCAGUGAAGGAGCAGAUGGUCCAGUUAAAAACAAGAAAAAGGGAAAGAAGGCAGGACCUCCUGGGCCAAAUGGCCCCCCAGGACCUCCAGGACCUCCAGGACCCCAGGGACCUCCAGGGAUUCCAGGGAUUCCUGGAAUUCCAGGAACAACUGUUAUGGGCCCACCUGGCCCUCCAGGUCCUCCUGGUCCUCAAGGACCUCCUGGCCUCCAAGGGCCUUCUGGUUCUUCAGAUAAAGCCGGAACUCGAGAGAACCAGCCAGCUGUGGUGCAUCUGCAGGGCCAAGGGUCAGCAAUUCAAGUCAAGAAUGAUCUUUCAGGUGGAGUGCUCAAUGACUGGUCUCGCAUCACUAUGAACCCCAAGGUGUUUAAGCUACAUCCCCGCAGUGGGGAGCUGGAGGUACUGGUGGACGGCACCUACUUCAUCUAUAGUCAGGUAGAAGUAUACUACAUCAACUUCACUGACUUUGCCAGCUAUGAGGUGGUGGUGGACGAGAAGCCCUUUCUGCAGUGUACCCGCAGCAUCGAGACAGGCAAGACCAACUACAACACUUGCUACACCGCGGGCGUCUGCCUCCUCAAAGCCCGGCAAAAGAUCGCUGUGAAGAUGGUGCACGCUGACAUCUCUAUCAACAUGAGCAAGCACACCACUUUCUUUGGGGCCAUCAGGCUGGGCGAGGCCCCUGCAUCCUAGAUUCCCCCUAUUUGGUCCCUGCCCGUGCCCCUGCCCUAGGUUUGGGAGCCAGUAUCCCCAGAACCUCAAAGUGCUGCUGUGGAGUGAGGCAUGUGUGUGUUGCAGCUGCAGAGAGAAAGGCCCCAAGGCUAUUUAUUCUCCAGUGACUCCAGGACGACAAGGCCUGCUUGCCUUUCCUGAAUGACCUUGAGUUAACAGGACAGUUGAUGAAGCCCCAGGGUUUACAUGAAGCCGAAGUGGCUUCCCUGUGUCCAUGUUGACUGGCUUAAUGGCAUGACUCUUCAAUCUCAAGGUCCCUGAUGUCAAAGUUAUCAUUUGUUGCACUAAAGUGAGGGUCCAGGGCAGCAGGCAAAAGAAAGUAGAGGUAUA